CAUUUAUGCGAACAGCAGACUAAGCAGUUGGCAUAAAAGUAAAAUUGAGUUUUAGAUUGGGAUUCAAUGGAGGGAUCAGGAUCAGGAGCUGGAGUGAAAGAGCUGUGUAAGAAUCAGCUGGAGAGCUGCCAGCAACUAGUCAAGAGCUAUCCUAAAGUUGAGUUACUAGAGAAAGCAUUGCAUGCUGUCCAGUCCACUCUGGAGCUAAUAACCAGAAUCCAAGACAAAGCUGAGACCAGUGAUGACAACAAGACAAUACUCUCAGAAUUUACACAGUCAUGCCUAGACUCCACCUACCAUCUGGAGUGUCAGCUGGUUGAUAAGGAGUUUCCCGACCCCAUAGCCAGAGGGCAGAUCACACAGAUAGUCCAGACGCUCUCUACACCUUUGACCUUGUGUGGGCUACUCGGGUGUGAGGUGGAGCAGCUGGGUACAGAUAUUAUUGAGUGCCUACACUGGCGUGUGGGGGCUUUGAUGUACAUGUACUGUCACAUGGUGCUCACAGUGGAGGAGAGAAAGAAGGAGAUAGACGUGGAGCACUUUAAAGAGAUUCUUAGUUUGGGUGCAGGCCACUUAAACCUAAUGCUCUCCACUCGAGCUCCUCUGAGCAAGGACGAUGACUAUAUGUCACAUGACACUACAGUCCCCGCUCUGCUGCAGCAAGGAAUAUUCAGUGAUUUGCACAUGCUCUCAUUGAUGUAUGCUGGUGAGAUGUGCCACUGGUACUGGGAACUAAACUCCGCCCCCUCACAGCCCACCCCCUCUAAAGACGUUCAAAAAACCCAACCCGGUGCUUCACUGAACGAUCAUGACAGUUCAAAAGAGUCUACCCUCUGGUGUGUGAUGGAAUUGACUCAAGACAUAGAAUUUGCUAGAGACUGGAGAGACAAUUUUAAUUCUCAGAAAUAUGGUAUUGAGUUUUUGUCAAAGUAUGUAGACGUUGCUAGGGGUCCUUUGAAGGAUCAGAGUUGGAACUAUGUUCAGGCUGUGCAAUUGCUUGUUUCUUUGAGAAAAGCUAAUAGUGUUUCAAAGUGAUUCUGUUGAGUUAAUUUUGUACAUGAACGAUUUUAUGUGAA
Messenger RNA from Halichondria panicea, 1076 nucleotides. Its product is annotated as RAB7A-interacting MON1-CCZ1 complex subunit 1-like. Lineage: Eukaryota; Metazoa; Porifera; Demospongiae; Suberitida; Halichondriidae. The record is from RefSeq and is a predicted model, not a curated record. The coding region runs from base 67 to 1035 and encodes 322 amino acids. Gene Ontology annotation, biological process: mitophagy. The transcript is spliced from 6 exons.